AUGGGGAAGGCAGGACACAGACCGGGACAAUGGAAGCAGCAAAACAAGAAGCACAACACUGGAGCUCACAGAAGCAAAGGUGCCAUUCGAAAAUCGGUUUCUGGCCAAGUCUCCAGCAGCGGAUCGAUUCAUUCGGGCAAGAGCAGUAAGGCCUCGAGUAAAAUGGCUCGUAAAGCGUCGGCGCUCUCCUUCAGACACAAAAAGGAAGAAACAGCUCGAGUUGCUUACCGCCCAAUUCAUUUGAUCUUCUUCCCUCUUGGAAAUGAUACAAGCGCGAUGGAACUCGCGCAUGCGAAUCUUCAGUGCGCUGGAGCUUGUGAACCUACUGUAGGUGGAAGCUACCAGAUUGCCCUUGAUCGGAAGAAAUUCAACAUCACCAGGCCAAACGAUAUCAGCUCACUUUUGACCCAAUCUCAGGUUUGCGAUGGAAUAAUUCUAACGAUUCGUUACACAGAUGAUUUCCUUUGCGAAAACAUUAAACUCCUUGAAAUGCUUGCUCAUGGUGUUGGGCUACCUCAAGUUUUUCUUGCGAUUCAAGGAUUAUCGGAAAUUCCUGCCGCGAAAGUAAUGGCUGCCCGUAAUGAUGUCUUGAAACGAUUCAAAGAUCUAAACGUCAUCCCUUGUGAUAAAAUGAAGACAUUCCCAAUUGAUAACAUUGAUCAGACGAGAGCACUAUUGCGUCAGGUAGCUACCGUUCGUCAGACCGCCCGUGGACACAUCAAUCGCCCAUUUAUGCUCGCGGAGAAAAUUGCAGUCGACGGCGAUGAUCUGAGGAUUUCCGGAUUCUUGAGCAGAGGCCUCUCUGUCAAUCUACCCAUUCAUGUUCCCGGAGUGGGCGAUUUCCUAAUUAAACAAGUUGAAGACAAACUCGGAGAAGUUAUCAAAAAGUCGAGAGAAGACAAGCUUCCAAAUCUGAAUCCAGAAGCCGAAGUGGACAUGCUCGACGCCGAACAGACCUUUCCGACGGAAGACGAGCUCAGAGAUGCUGAAACGCUACAGAAGCAGACUGUCAAGAGAAAGGUUCCUAAAGGAUAUUCGGCAUACCAGGCUGCUUGGAUUCCUGAUGAUGAUAUAGAAAGUGAAGACGAAGAUGAUGAUAUUAUAGAAGAGGAGGACGAGGACAUGGAAGAUGAUAUCCCUGACUUGGAAGGCGACGAUGACCGAGAGUACUUCGAAGACGAAUCUAAGGUCCAGGCAGAAAUGGACGCUGCAAUGGGGCUAGAUAACAAAGAAGAGGAAAAUGAGGAAGAAGACAAAGACGGCGUAAAAUACGAUAAAAAUUACGACUACGAGGAGGAAGAGCAGCUCCUCUCGCUCCACAGAAAAGCAAAAGAAGAUCGGGCGUUUCCCGACGAAAUCGACACACCCCAAGAUGCGCGAACCCGUUUGCAAAAGUACAGAGGACUGGCGAGUUUCAGAACUUCCCCAUGGGACAAGAACGAAAACCUCCCAGCUGAUUAUGCGCGUAUCUUCAAAUUCAAGCGCUGGGCGCAUGCCAAGAUCAGAGCGAAAAAGUGGGUGCCAGAAAUCGCUGAAACCGUCGCCGCUGGACAAAUGGUCACUCUUGUUUUAAAAAUCCGAGAAGAGAAUAAAGAACCACUCCGUGCAAUCGGAGAUAUGGACAGUCUAGUUGUCUUCGGUCUUCUAGCCAAUGAGCACAAAAUGUCGGUGAUGCAUUUUGUCAUGAAGCGAGCAAACGGCUUCGAAGCUGAAAUCAAGAACAAGUCUGAAUUGUACUUUACGUGUGGAUUCAGGCGAUUCAAAGCUCGCCCUGUGUUUUCCCAGCACACGAACGGGGAGAAGCAUAAAAUGGAAAGAUUCUUGCCGAUUGAUAAGACAAGAAUCGUCAUGUCUUGUUACGCUCCCAUCAUGUUCCCUCCCCAGGGAGUGCUCGCCUUUUCGAAGGAUAGUUCUGGAAAUUUCAAGCUCGCGGCUACGGGCUCAAUUUUGAGCUCCAACCCAGACCGAAUUAAUUUGAAGAGGAUCGUCCUUUCUGGCGCGCCAUUCAAGAUCAACAAAAAGUCCUGCGUGAUUAGAUUCAUGUUCUUCAACAGAAUGGACAUUCACUGGUUCAAACCGCUCGAGCUCAGGACGAAGUAUGGAAGAAGAGGGCAUAUCAAAGAACCUGUCGGAACGCAUGGCCAUUUCAAGGCCACUUUUGAUCAACAUUUGACAUCGAUGGAUACAGUAUUAAUGACGCUGUACAAACGUGUGUAUCCAAAAUGGACAAUGUCAGAGUUAGAUGAUGACUCGAUCAAGUCGCUGCUGAAAUGGAUCGAUGCUGUUCCACUUUCAAGGCAAAAGAAGAGCUUGGCGCGCGAUUUCUCAGAUGGUGUUUUAGCAGCUGAAAUAAUCAAGUUUUACUUCCCUCGAAUGGUCGAGCUGCACAACUACCAAAACGCGAGCUCGCGGCAGCAGAAACUGACGAACUGGCAAACUCUGAAUCGAAAAGUACUCGCAAAAUUCGGCUUCGUCAUUCCCCAAGAUGUAAUCGAAAACAUCAUCAAAGCAGAAACCAAAGAUGUCCAGUUGUUUCUUUUUGGACUGCGACGCGUCAUCGAGGAUAAACUCAAGGGUAGAUCUGUGUCCGAUGAGGGCACACAGAAUUACUACGAAGUGGGCGAUUACGCGCCGCAAUACGACCUAAACAAAGCGUCUGGUGUUCCAGCUCUGCAGCACCACUCCCAUCGCUCAGGAAAAUUAAAAAUGCAUUCCAAAAAAAAGUCUGGAGGGAGCAGCUCAGGGGCGGAUAGAGACAGCCUCUCGCUCACGCUACGCGCCGGCGUGCCUCUCAGUGAGUUGAAUUUGCAACUAUUGGACACCGACACCAAACUUGUGCUCGCAGAGAAGGAACAAGCGCUUUUAGCCAGUCACGAGACCAUCAAAGUUCUGCAAUUGAAAAUUUCGCGACUAGAGCAACUGCUCGCGCUGAAGGACAAGAGAAUCACAGAACUCAAGAAACAAGUCGAGCUUCCACAGAAUCUUUAA
Messenger RNA from Oikopleura dioica, 2988 nucleotides. Lineage: Eukaryota; Metazoa; Chordata; Appendicularia; Copelata; Oikopleuridae. The record is from the annotation of a GenBank genome assembly.